Messenger RNA from Eucalyptus grandis, 1882 nucleotides. RefSeq lists its product as uncharacterized. Gene Ontology annotation, molecular function: tRNA-specific adenosine-34 deaminase activity. Bases 954 to 1427 code for a protein of 157 amino acids. The record is from RefSeq and is a predicted model, not a curated record. The transcript has 7 exons. Gene Ontology annotation, biological process: tRNA wobble adenosine to inosine editing. Lineage: Eukaryota; Viridiplantae; Streptophyta; Magnoliopsida; Myrtales; Myrtaceae.
UCGGAUCCAGGCGACAUCCUCAUAAACUAUUUUGCACCAUUUAACUUAGGGGGAGCAUUCUAUUUUGAUCAAAUUGAUGGGAGUUAUGCACAAGUCGACCUUAAAUUAGAGAGUGUGGUUCAGGGCAUGAAAAAGUGGGGAUUUCAAAUAAUAUGCAAGCAAUUAGAGGACGAUUUAAAAGCUACGCUCCGAUACAAUAAGUUAAUUGAUCCAGCUUUCCUCUACGAGGUUGGUCAUGACUCAACGGAUCCAGAAGUCGAGAGUUCACAUGUGCAUGGAGACAACCCAAUCGAAAUGGAUCAACUAAAAAACUUGCAAGAGAGUUCACAUAUGCUUGAAAACAGAAUGAUCGAAUUUGAUCUAGAUUGUCCACCGAGUUCUUACGAGCAUGAUAAAGUCAUAAACAUGAGACAUCGUGAGCAUUUUCUUCCUGGAUACUUUCUUCCUGGAGACCCGCGCAGCCUGGGGAACAAAAAGUACAAGCUUUGGUCGCAACAAUAUGGAGACGGGCUAAGGAUGUAAUUCGUAAGUUCUUCCUUUUGGCUAAAUCCUCUUUUCUCCGCCCUACCCAAACUUCUAGCUCCACCAUCUUCCGUCGGACACCUGCGAUCUCUGACAAAUGCAAGAUCGCCGCUUGGCAAGCGGAGGCGGCCCACAGAAGAAGUCCCUAGCGAACCGACGGGCGACGGAGGCCAACGAGCGGAGGCGACGGACUACCGCCGCUGCCGACCGACGCCAUGGGAACCGGUGGCGUAGCUUCUUCAGGGGAACGAUUCUCUCCUGAGGUUCCUGGCUUCGUGCAGCUUGCUAUAUAGAUCGGGUAACACCUGGCACAUCCAGAUUGUAUCGAGUCGAUGCAAUACUUGAGCAGGAUUUUGAAUUUGAUUCGUUUGGUGCUGGAGUUGCACGGGAACUUGAAGAAUGUGUCGUUGAAUUUGUUCAAGAGACGCUGAAUGAGUGUUCUCAUCGGAAGUUUAGUUUGUCGAUGCUUGGUAGUGAAUUCAAUGGUAGCGACGUUGCACGCUGCAAAAUCAGGACAAUCCCUAGAAGGCGAAACUUGCUUUGGACAGCCUUGUAGUUCCAGCUGGGUAAGAAACUGGUUUUUGGUAAACAACUGUGUGAUUGUUGAGGAUGGGAAUGUUAUCGCAGCUAGAAGAAACCUGACUAUUGAGACACGAAAUGCAACAAGACAUGCAGAGAUUGAAGCUCUUGAUGUUCUUCUUGAACAGUGGCAAAGGACUGGAUUAUUGGCUGCAGAAGUUGCAAAGAAGUUUUCAAUAUGCUCCCUUUACGUGACAUUUGAACCAUGCAUAAUGAAAAUAAAUGGAGAUGGAACCUGUCUCUGGUUUCAAGCUGAUGAGCUAGUCUUGUCUCUUGCAGUAAUGGGAAUUCUGGAUCAAAGGGUUUCAAAUGUUGUGGAGGUAUAAUGGCAUCAGAAGCAGUUCUCCUCUGUGAGAUUUUUAUGAACGAGGAAAACCUGAUGGUAUGAACGGCGAUCGACCAUUUUAACCGGUUGAAUUGUCUGUAAGAAUGUUAAAAUGAUGUUGGUAUCACCUAUUUAUAUGAGAUAACUUAAGGAAAAUGAUAGUUCUUUUUCAAUGGACCCACAGUUAAUUACACUUUUUAAUAGGCUUCUAUGAGCAUAAUAGAGCAAUUCUACUUUUUGAACCAAGGUUUACCUUUUCAAUCAAUGAAGUUGACCAUUGUGUCUGCUAGCAACAUCUUCCUGAAAGACCCUUCCUCGGAAUAAGUUCUCUUUUAAACUCAAAUACUGUGGUCUUCCUCUUGCUCAUCCUCUUCCAUGUUGAUUAAAAAGAAUACAGGAAGCCUCUUUCUGUUUGUACUUUUUAACAAAUUCUCUCAAAUAGCUAGAAAGAAUUGU